Molecule: messenger RNA, 1451 nt
Organism: Doryrhamphus excisus (bluestripe pipefish)
Lineage: Eukaryota; Metazoa; Chordata; Actinopteri; Syngnathiformes; Syngnathidae
Product: P2X purinoceptor 3-like
Biological process (GO): response to ATP; calcium ion transmembrane transport
Cellular component (GO): plasma membrane
Molecular function (GO): ATP binding; extracellularly ATP-gated monoatomic cation channel activity; purinergic nucleotide receptor activity
Source: RefSeq, a predicted model, not a curated record
UCGGGGUAUGGCGCAUCGAAGCGGGGAUGUCAUAUGAAUAUGAAUAUGAUGUCAUCUGAUAUGUGACUCAGUGUUUGUGUAGUUUAUCAAUAUCGAUAUUGUAUCAACGAUGUGGUCGUGCAUCGCUGACUUCUUCACGUACGAAACCACAAAGUCGGUGGUGGUGAAGAGCUGGACCAUCGGCGUCAUCAACCGAGUCGUGCAACUCCUCAUCUUCACCUACUUCAUCGGGUGGGUGUUUGUUUACGAGAAGGCGUACCAGGUGAGGGACACGGCGAUCGAGUCGUCGGUCAUGACCAAGGUGAAGGGAUUCGGAGUCUACAAUGACAAAGUCAUGGACGUCGCAGACUACGUCACGCCGACGCAGGGAGCUUCCGUCUUCUGCAUCAUCACCAAACUCAUCACAACAGAAAACCAAGUCCAAGGGCGUUGUCCAGAGAGCGAGAAGAAUUAUGUCUGUACUGACGACAGCAACUGCACUCGACUGGCUAACAAGCCAGGAAGUUACGGAAUUCUUACGGGAAGAUGCGUUGCUUUCAACAGCACAGUCAAGACGUGUGAAAUCAAAGGCUGGUGUCCCGCCGAAAUCGAUACCAUCAGCAGCACCCCCAUGAUGGAGGUGGAAAACUUUACUAUUUUCAUCAAAAACAGCAUCCGAUUUCCUACCUUCAACUACACCAAAGGCAACUUCCUCCCCACCAUCACUGACGACUACAUCAAGAAGUGUAACUUUGACACGGUCAACAACACGUACUGCCCCAUCUUCCGGGUGGGUGAUGUGGUCCGCUACGCACACCAGAACUUCACCAAGCUGGCAGACAAGGGGGGGGUGAUCGGGAUCAAGAUCGGCUGGAUGUGUGACCUGGACAAAUCCGAUGAUCAGUGUAACCCGUCCUACUCCUUCACCAGACUGGACGCCAUGUCACAGAAGAACGCCGUCUCCACGGGAUACAAUUUCAGGUUUGCCAAGUAUUACAAGAUGGAGAACGGGACCGACUACCGCACGCUGGUCAAAGCCUACGCUAUCAGGUUUGAUGUCCUCGUCAAUGGAAACGCAGGAAAGUUCAACAUGAUUCCCACGCUUAUCAACAUGGUGGCAGCGUUCACGUCCAUAGGAGUGGGCACGGUGCUGUGUGACAUCAUCCUGCUCAACUUCCUGCGGGGAGCCGAGAUGUACAAGGCCAAGAAGUUUGAAGAGGUGUCGGAUAAUCCCGUGGACGCUCUGAGCCACAGACUCUAUCGCUCCCAGUUGUCGCUUCCAAACGAUGCGCCUGCGGAUACUUCCGGUGACCUGGGAGCUUAUUCCUUCGGGUAUUAUUGCUAAGCAGGCGUCAGCAGGAGGAUCCGAAUCCCAAUUUCUACUCUGAAUGCGUAUUAUCAAUAUGAUUUCCAACCAUAUCUCCACCUUGAUUGGCAUGUUGCAUGUGUCAUCUUCUUGUCAUUAAAAGCAA